This is a messenger RNA of Perca fluviatilis (European perch), 6744 nucleotides long. RefSeq names its product gap junction alpha-3 protein-like. The coding region runs from base 394 to 1845 and encodes 483 amino acids. The transcript has 5 exons. The record is from RefSeq and is a predicted model, not a curated record. Gene Ontology annotation, cellular component: connexin complex. Gene Ontology annotation, biological process: cell communication. NCBI's taxonomy places the organism in Eukaryota, Metazoa, Chordata, Actinopteri, Perciformes, Percidae.
CCUAGGCCACGCGGGACGCAGCCGCUGCGCUUCGCCUUCGCGAGACAGGUUCCACACGCGCCCUUUUUUUUUUAUAGACUAGACUAGCCUCGCGUCUUUUUUUACUCUCUCUCUCUCUCUCUCUCCCUCUCUCUCUCUCUCUCUCUCUCUGUAAUUCUCUCUGUGUCUCUCUCCCUCCCACUAAUCUCACCUACUCCUCUCUUGGUCGCCUCGAGCCCACCCGUGGGAGUUAAAGAAAGAAGAAGGAAAGAAGUGAAGGAAGAAGCGCGCUGCCGGGAGGGAGACGUGUUUCCGAGGAGAGCGGUAAGCAGAUAUAGUUUUUCUUCUGAUCUCUGGUCGAUGGAUUUCUCACUGACAAUACAACAAUAUUUUAGCUAGAAAAUCGAGUGAAGCAUGGGGGACUGGAGCUUUCUAGGGCGGCUGCUGGAGAAUGCUCAAGAACACUCCACUGUAAUUGGAAAGGUUUGGCUGACUGUCCUCUUCAUCUUCCGUAUCUUGGUGCUGGGCGCAGCAGCUGAAGAGGUUUGGGGUGAUGAGCAGUCUGACUUUACUUGUAACACGCAGCAGCCCGGUUGCGAGAACGUCUGCUACGACGAGGCCUUCCCCAUCUCCCACAUCCGCUUCUGGGUGCUGCAGAUCAUCUUUGUCUCCACGCCCACUCUCAUCUACUUGGGCCAUGUGCUGCACAUCGUCCGCAUGGAGGAGAAGAGGAGGGAAAGGGAGGAGGAGCUCAGGAAGGCCGGACGGCACCAGGAGGACCACGACCCUCUCUAUCACAACGGAGUCGGUGAUGGAGGAAGAGGAGGAAGUGGGAAGAAGGAGAAGCCACCAAUUCGUGAUGAGCAUGGGAAGAUCCGGAUCCGCGGGGCGUUGUUGAGGACCUACAUCUUCAACAUCAUCUUCAAGACUCUGUUUGAGGUGGGCUUCAUCCUGGGACAGUACUUCCUCUACGGCUUCCACCUGAGGCCGCUCUAUAAAUGUGGCCGCUGGCCCUGCCCCAAUACUGUGGACUGCUUCAUCUCCAGGCCCACUGAAAAGACGAUCUUCAUCAUCUUCAUGCUGGUGGUUGCCUGUGUCUCUUUGGUCCUCAACUUGCUGGAGAUCUACCACCUGGGCUGGAAGAAAGUCAAGCAGGGGGUCAGCAAUGAGUUUGUACGCGACAGUGAGUCGCUGCUGCCGGGCGGAGACGAGCCUGGAGACGCAGAGACGAUUCCUGAGCAGACCUCUGCGUCAGCGCUCGACUGUUUGCCGGCGUACGCCAGCGUGAACGUGUCGGGUGGAGCAGCAGAGGGAGGAGCCUACGGUCCAACCGAAGCCUCCCCUGCCUCUGUGCUCGCCACACACAAGAUGGACGGCUCAGCGUUCCACGCAGACAACUUCCUUUUGGAGGCCCAACCCACUUCUUAUUAUGGUGAGAAAGUGCGUGUUGGGAGCCACGGGCAGCUGAUGGCGAUGGAGCAGAACUGGAGGAACAUGGCACAGGAGCUCCACAAUCUGGAAGGAAAAAACUCCAGCUCCUCUUCCUCCUCCUACCCUCCUCCUCUUCCCUCUCCUCCCACCUCUGCCUCUUCCUCUCCUCAUGAGGAGACCAUCCCACCGCUUCCGCAAGGGGAGCAACACUCCACAUUUCCUACACUUCCUCGUCAUACCCCUCUCUCUACCCUCGCACCGGCGGUGGAUGAGGAAAACACAUCACCUUGUAUGGUCCCACAUGACGACUUCACCGUGGUUACCCGGGCGGAGAUGCAUCAGCCUCCUGCUGCUGCUGCGAGAGACAUCCGGAAGCCAAGUCGGGCCAGCAAGAGCAGCGGCGUCCGAGCUCGCCCCGAUGACCUGGCAGUGUAGCUAAAACACACACACACUCACACAUUUACACAACCAUGCAUCCAUGCUGUGUACACAGAAAAUCUACAUAAGCAUUUUUUUCCACAUACAGUAUGCACAACAGCAUAAAACCACACACAAGCAUGCCCUCCAGCAAAAGACAUGCUUGCAUGGAAGACGUGCAAAUCACUACCACAUUCAGGUGGAGGUGGCUGCUUAUUUUAAUCUCAGAAUUAUGAACUAGAAGUAGGGAUAGGUAGGGAGUUUGGCCAGAUAUGAGCUUCACAACUUGUAAGACAUCAGCUCACAGGGGCUUUGCAGAAAUCUCCUAGCAACACAUCUGGAGUCAUAUCGGAGUCGACUCUAGCUCCAUAGUUAGCGCACAGACACGAGAGUGGUAUCAAUCUUCUUAUCCAACUCCGGUAAAAUCGUGAAUUACCAUAUUUUCUAAAAUGUAACUAUUCCUUCAAACAAUACAAUCAGUGGACGAUCUCCAACAUGGCUGCCAAAGAGUAGAUUACAGUAUCUACAUUAGUUUUUUUUAAUGAUUAGUUGCUUGGUACAAAGAGAGACAUUAAGUACCAACAUGGCUGACACUUACUGUACUGGCCCUACUCUUACAUUUCUCUGGAGAGGUUGGACAGGGGAGGUAUAAAGGCCCAUGAAAUGGGAAUCACAAACACUUACAUACACAUACUUACACACACAUAUAGCCAGCACAGACACAAAUACGUAAAGGUUAUAGUGAUGAUGAUGAUGAUGAUGAUGAUGAUGAUUAUUAUGAUUGGACUAACUAAUGAGUUUGGGAGCGUAGAGGCAGCAAUACCAUAUUCUUUUAUUUUCAUCUAUCUUUCAUUUCUUUGCUGGGAGACAUCAGAGGAGAGGUUUGCACUUUUGUUUCUUUAUUUUUAUUUCUCUUGUGACGUGAUGAUGGAGCUGAACAGUCCAGUGUGUCCUAUGUGUCUGUCUGUGUGCGCGGCGCUCACCCAGCCUGUAGUUUCAAUGAAGAGAGGGAUGCACAGACGUUAGGACAGAGCGGGAAGAGAGCGAUAAAGCAGUCCCACCCUGAGACAUAGUCUUUAGGCUUCACAGGCUCUGUGUGUGUGUGUGUGUGUGUGUGUGUUUGGGUACCUUAAUCUUGUUUCAGUGUUUACAAAAUGACAUCUCUGCAGUUACAUCAGGGUAAACUAUAUAAAGUAUAUAAAUAUGUAAAUAUAUCAUGAUUAAUAGUAUUGAUAGGCACCACAGGAUGUUAUACAGAACUACCUACAUUUAAGAAAAAGUUAGUUUCUGGUCAAGCUGCAAUUUAUAGCGACUUUUACCUAGAAAAUCAAAAGUGCUUUAGCGUUUUCUGACAUUGGCUCCACAGGUCACUUUAUGCAAAAAGAAAUCCAAUGUUAGAAGACUUUAGGGAAUUUAAAGUAAUAAUAGUACACAAUCAAGGGAUUUAACAACAUUUAAAGCAAUUUUAAGCUCUGCAGCUUGAACAGAGCAUACAAAAUCAGUACCCCUUCUUUCUGAUGCUUGUGUUUGCAGUGUGUUACAGAACUGUCGAGUUCCCCCUAGCUGUUCUGUAUAGGCGGACUCUAAGUUAUUUUUCUAGACUAGCUGUAGAUUACACAGUAGCUUUUAGAUUUUUUGAACAAAAAGGAAGCAAUAUGAUCAAAAAAAAAGUGCUAACUUUUAUUUCUUUGUCAGUUCUUAACAGACAUCCCACAUAGGAAUGUUCAUUUUUCCUGUUCUUCUCAUUAAUUCCUGCCAAAAAAAACAAAAAAAUACAGAAAAUGGCUGAUAUAAAUUCACUUCCCAACAGCUUUAAUUUAUCAAAUCAAAUUAUUAAUGUUUUCAUUCAGGAAUAAAAAUGCACAUUUUUAGCAAGUCAACAAAGGAGAUUGGUUUGGGGCGAACCGCAUUUUGGGUUUGUAUAUCUUUGUGUUUCUCUCUGAGCAGAAUAUUAGUUAAUUAUACUUGAAAUAGUACUACUAGACUACUAGAAAAGUGCUAGAUUAUAUCACAUGUGCCUGAAGUAGCAUUUGAACACAUAACCAAAAUAACCAAAUGAAAGUAAAGAAAAGUCUGAUUUAAUAUGUUUCCAUUUCGAUAUAAACAAAAUGUUGUUUUUGUAGUUUGUAGAUAAAAUAAUCUUAACUCAAGGUCCACUUACUCACUUUUUCUGAAGCUUUCCACCACAUCUCACAGUCUUCAUUGUUUUUGUAGUCUUGUCCAGGUCUGGUCAAAUGUUGUAGCAUCAGGUAACUAACCCGUGACAUUAUCCUGGGUUCAUUCUCUUCAGAAAAGACUGUCAUGCUGCAUGAGUCAGAUCUUAGAGUGCCUCGAUUAAUGUUUGACUCUAAAAUGGUCACAUAUCGUACAAAUAAAUCAAUAUACAGGGAAUGCUGCUCAUCUGCAUUCAUGGCAACUUGGAACAUGUUUAGUUAGUUCAAACAUUUGGGUAUAAUAGCCAUGGCUUAAGUACAUUAAGCUCAGAAUUAGCAUUGACACUAACUUCUAAAUUGCUAUUGUUGAUUGCAUAUUGUAUGUUUAUUACACAUUAUUAACUAAGUUAAUUAUUCUACAUUGUCAAAACUGGUAUCCUCAAUGUUUUUUUUUUUUAAUUGUUAAAGGAAUAGUUCGGUGGAUUUUCCCCAGUCUUUAUGCUUAGCAAAGCUACGUGUCUCCUCAGUGUUUUAGACAACAGGCAAAAAGUUACAUAUUACAGCUUUUUGCAUUAAGUAAGCAAUUAACAGGUCCAGGCUGCAAAAUGGCAUUUAACAAUACAGCCCUCCUCCUGCAGCUCUCUCCUCUCUGUCCUCAGCCCCUCCCUUCAUACAGUAUGAGUACGAGUCAUUCAUUUCAGCCAUCCUGAUCGUGAUUAGGAUCCAGAUGUCGUGCUACAGCGGCAAUUCUAUGAGAAUUACCGUCCUGUUUUCUUUGUAAAGCCCUUUGAUGAUACUGUGAUUUGAGGCUCUAGCUAGCUACAUAAACAAAAACUUGAAUCAGCCGCAGCCAUAAACCUUUGGCUACGGUUAGCAGAAGGCUAAACUAUAAGCAACAUUGUCUCUCGAUCUCUGAAACGCUUCGCCGAUAUUGACACGUCUUAGUGUUUAUUGUCAUACUCUCUUUUAGACUCUCUGUAGUGCUAUUGUAGCCCCUUACUGAGAAAAAAAUGAUUUCAGACAUUGUGCCGCUGAAAUACAUUAUUUAAGGUGGAAUGUUUUCCUGCAUGUUACUCAAUGCAUUUGCAGUUAAUGUCGUGCUCUUCUCUGGACUGGCUUUGGCAAGAGUUUGAUUGACAGAUGUUUCAUCCAAUCACCUGCCAGAUAUUUUUUUUGAAAGUACCUGCCCUUUUCCAAACUGUUUCCAAUGAUGGCGUCAUUUCUAAAGCCUGAAAACGUCUAAUUUUCUCUCAGACUACUCAAAUAACAAUAUGCUGAAAGGUUAUUAUGGAAUUUUUGCCCAAUGAGGACAUCAUUUUUUUUUUUACUUAACUUAAACUUUAAUUGUUGCAUUUUAUUCAGGUGUUCCAGUCCCAGGGACAUGCAUUGUGCGGCUCACUGUCAUGGCUAAUUGAAGUACUCAAAUUAAACAGAGCCAUCGUUAAUGGUAUUUAUUCCCCCUCUGCUUUCCUGCGCUGACAAAAUGUCUGCUGUGAAAGAUGUCUGUCACAUUUGAUCACCGUGUGGUCCUCAUCUCAGUUGUGCUAUGAAGCUACGCUUUAAUUUGAGUAUGAACAUGGAGUUUGUGAUUACGGGGCUUUUGGCACAGAGAUCGGUAGCGUGUCAAAGGGCAUUUUUAGAACUUUUAAUUUGAAAAUGUAUUAUUUCUAACUUGCCAUGAAUGCAACCAAUUCACUUUUAUAAACCAAAUGUAACAUGAGGUGACAAAUGAGAGGCAAGAUGCAGUAAAAAAAAGCACUUAAAUUGAAAUGUUGGUACAUUUUUAGUACAACAAAUGUUCUAAAGAAAGGAUGAACCAUAGACUGAAUCUAAGCUGUUUGCUGACUGUCUAAUGUUUACAUUUCUCUGAUCAAACUUAGGUGCCAAUAAACAACUUCAGCACACUAUGGCAGCUGAAGAACAUAAUCUAUUUUUAGGAAAGAAGUUAUUAGCUGUGAUGUGUAAGAUUUAACCAAAGAUAUUUAACAAACCAAAGAUAUUUUGUGCCAAAGAUAUCACAAUACAGUGAUGGAAUUUCUAAAGAGCUCUGCUUGGGAACCCCAGCCCUAAACCUAAAAAUCACGAAUCCAAUCACAAGAUCCGUUUACCAAGCCUUUCAUGAAUCUGGGAAAGGACACUUCCACUUAAAAAUAUAUUAUGUUGACCUUGUUCUCUAAAAGAGAACAAGGUUAUUUGACUCAUUUCAAUUGCUGAAAUGUUUUUCAUAACCUUGUUGUUCCAAGCUGUUCAUAGUACUUUGGAUAUGUAGAUACAGAUUUGCACAGUUAGAUAGUUAUAGACCACUGUUAUGAGGUUAUGAAGAUAUUAUAAAUAGAAGAGAAAAAGUGUGUCCUUGGAGGAGGGAUAUUAACAUAUUUUUGUUUAUUUAUGGAAAUAACACUAUGACAUUAGACUUGGAAUGGACAAGAAAUUAAUCUAAAGUGAUUGUUCUUUUUUUGUCCUGAAAUUGAGAGAGACUUUUGGCUAUUCCAACUUUUACACCAUGGAUGUGCCUUGAAUAAAAAUCCUGCGAUGGAAAACAGAGGUUGUGUGAUGGGAUUUUCAUGGCUCCCCUAUGCAGGGACACAGACUCCCGCGUGUUAGAAAUGAAGAACAACCCCUGCUAUUACUCCCGUUGUAAAACGACUGUCUUUGAAGAGAAGUGCCUUGCGUCUAAACCUUUUGUUAAAGAACAUGUUGAUGUAAAUGUUCAUUUACCUCAGAUGUUUACAGAACUGUUACUGAAUAAACUUUUUGUACCAUA